Doryrhamphus excisus (bluestripe pipefish) is the source of this 4820-nucleotide messenger RNA. RefSeq names its product syntaxin 3b (gene stx3b). Gene Ontology annotation, cellular component: SNARE complex; endomembrane system; plasma membrane. NCBI's taxonomy places the organism in Eukaryota, Metazoa, Chordata, Actinopteri, Syngnathiformes, Syngnathidae. Gene Ontology annotation, molecular function: SNAP receptor activity; SNARE binding. Gene Ontology annotation, biological process: intracellular protein transport; vesicle fusion; exocytic insertion of neurotransmitter receptor to postsynaptic membrane. The record is from RefSeq and is a predicted model, not a curated record.
UGAGUGUGAAAAGUGCGUUUUAGAAUGAUUACCGUCGGCCAGCAUAGAGACAGAUUAUACCGCUCUACACAACUGUUGUUUUAAUCCUCUGGGCGAGGAGAUUUAGGCAAGGGGGGAGAAAAAAAACCCAGCAGCCAUAUUGUAUGGAAAAACGUCGAGAAGACUCGUUUUUUCUCAAAAAGUGCUUUUGCCCAACAACCCUGGCCGGACUUUGGAGGAGUUGAAUCCGUCUUCAAGGCCAGUGGGGGUGGUGGAGGCUUCAUGUCGGACGGCUAGCUUACCAGCUGCUUGACUAGAACGGAGACCAGGGACGCUUUUCACUCAUUAUUUGCUGUCGUUAUUUGGAUUUCAGGCGUUAAUUUGUCGUCUGAAAGAUGAAGGACCGAUUGGAGCAACUGCGAGCGACGUGCGACCAAGACGACGAUGAAGUGGAGAUCGCGAUGGACAACGCGGCCUUCAUGGACGAGUUCUUCUCCCAGAUCGAGGACAUCAGGAGCAGCAUCGACAAAAUAGACGAGAACGUGGCUGAGGUCAAAAAGCUUUACUCCGUCAUCCUGUCGGCUCCCACGUCGGACCAAAAAACGCAGGAAGACUUGGAAGCCAUCACCAAUGACAUCAAGAAGAUGGCCAACAACGCUCGAAACAAACUGAAGACCAUCGAGAGGAACCUGGAGUCAGAAGAACAGGAGAGAGUGUCGGCCGACAUGCGGAUACGUAAAUCCCAGCAUGCGGUGCUGUCCAGGAAGUUUGUGGAGGUCAUGACAAAGUACAAUGAAGCCCAGGUGGACUUCAGGGAGAGGAGUAAAGGACGCAUUCAGAGGCAGCUGGAGAUCACCGGUAAAGCCACGACAGACGAAGAACUUGAGGAGAUGCUGGAGAGCGGGAACGCUGCUGUGUUCACGGCAGGGAUUGUGGACUCCGGCAUCUCCAAACAAGCCCUGAGCGAGAUCGAAGCCCGGCACAAAGACAUCGUGCGUCUGGAGAGCAGCAUCAAGGAGCUGCACGACAUGUUCGUGGACAUCGCCAUGCUGGUGGAGAACCAGGGCGGGAUGAUUGACAGGAUUGAGAGCAACAUGGACCAGUCGGUGGGCUUUGUGGAGCGAGCCGUAGCGGACACUAAGAAAGCCGCAAAGUUUCAGCAGGAGGCUCGACGCGUGAGUGACCGCCAUGGAGAUGAGCGGUUCGGGUUUCCCAAAAGCAUGACCUACCUCGUCGGUGUGCUCACGCUCGACGUACGCGUAUACACUCGUCCCUCGCUACAUCCUGUUUCUAACGCCACUCCCUCACGAUGUCAUGCUUCAUUCAUAAAGCAUAAAAUGGCUAAAUGAGCUAUCUACUGGUGAAUGUAGUAUCCUGGUGUCUGUAAAGCAGCAGACCUGAUUGCCAGAACAACAAGCUUUUAUUGCAGGUUUCACUCAUCUCGGAAAUAGGCACAACAUAGAAUAAUAAAGACACAGGUCAUUCAACUCUUAACGCCCGAUCACUUCCUGUCUGCCGUCGAUUCUGCGCCACUACAAGCUAAACUGUCUUAAUUGCCGUAUUUUUUACUCGUUAUUUCUACUGCACUGGGGAAUAUGAAUGCAAGAUGACUAUAGGGGUGUUAGUUCAUGUCUAGAGGGCUCUAAUGAUGCAGAAUAGUGCUCCGGUCUGGAGCCAGUUAAGGACAAACGGUAUGACUGGAUAGCAGUCUGUGCUAGUUCCAGGAAAUAGACUACACCACUAGACAAUGGUAGAGGGCACGGAUGCCGGAUGAGGAAAAAAACACAGAAAACACCGACUGUGCUUUUACCGCUUUUCCUCAUACUAAUCAAUCAUGUGUUGCAUUUGAGUGCGUCUGUUCAAAAUAAUUUGAAACAGCAGCAUGCUUUUGGAAGACCGGAACCCUCCCCCGACCCUCACCGUGGUGAUCCCAACCUGACCCCCUCUCAGUCCCAGCCAAAUUAGACCAUGCACCCUUCACUGCCACACACACUCUAUUCUGUACUUUCCUUAUGCUGUGGUAUUGUUUGCACAUAAUAAUGUGGUAAACUGGUUUUGAACUGGUAUGAAUGUGGAUGUUCAAGCACCAAAGUGGACCAAAAACCACCCAGUAAACAGAAUGAACUCUUAGAGUAAAUGUUUGACACGCACAUUAGAGUUGGACCAGGUGAGCUUUGCUGAAGUCAGGAUAUUAGAGCAACACGGAGCCGGCGUGUCAUGGGACUUUUCGUAUUUCUGAACAGGAAGUACGUCUUGUGGAACCGAGCCACUUUCUUUUGAUGACAGUGAAGUUUAUUGCUACUCUGACUUUAUGGCUAGUCGUCCCUCGCCACAUCACACACGAGCCAGAGUUGAUCGCCGUUGCCAGGCAUUUAUCGGCAUAUGUCCGAUACUGUCCGAUCCCAAGUCGUUACAUAAGUAGCACGACAAUAAGGAGAGCAAUAACGAUGUAGGCUGGAAAGUUCUCCUGACGCUCCCGUGUGUACUUCCCAACAGAGAGUGCUGCAAGUAGUGCUGCUUGUUCUGGUCUUGCUGGCCGUGCUUGCCCUCAUAAUCGGGUUGUCAGCGGGCCUGACGCGCCGCUGACCAGCUGUUUGAGUAAGAUGAUCGCUCAGGGUGAGUAACUUGGGAGCGAAUACGCUGCCGAGCGGCACAGACGGUGCGGGGCCUUCUUUUGGGAAAAAGGGUUUUGCAUGCUCCUGGCACUGAUAAAAGGCUUUGUGUGUGUAGAGGGCUUAGCUGUACCUGGUGGCGCGUGGGACGUUCGUGGGCGGGUCUUUUCUCUCACCUCGCAAAGCAAAGCAACCAAGCGGUGCUUUUGACCUCAUUCUCCUCUCUGUGUCCCCCUCUCCGUAGAAGAUGAUCAUAAUCGCUGUGGUGUGUGCCGUGCUUGUCAUCAUCCUCCUCGCCAUCAUCCUCUCACAGACUCUAUAGGAGAACCUCAGUCAUGUCAUUCAUCCUGCCAUCAUGUCCGUCAUCUCAUCCCUCCCCCGACUGAGCAUCCGGAGCCUUUGGCAAACGACACUUGACCUUUUGUUGACUUCACGUCAUUGAAGCUAAGCCAUAAACGAAGACUGAACCCGACGUCCAGCCACUCAUCAUUUCACCAUUCAGGUGUCACGUGGACAUGACCCCCCCUCUUCCGCGGAAGCACGCCACCCCCCCUUCCCUUUUUUUAUGCCUUUUGUGAGCCUUUGACACAUUUCACAAUUUACUGGGAAUUUCAAAGUUCUUGGGAGUUUCAGCACUUUCACCUUUUUAAAAGAAGCGUCUUUGUUUGUUUGUUGCUGGAGUCUUAAAAGCGAAAAGAGCUGGCAAGAUGCUCCGUAUUGAAUCCAAAGGUUAAAGACCGUAGCUAGCGGCACAAUAAAGUCUUGCCAAUGAAGUUGCACCAACACAUCCCAAACUGUUAGCUUUGUUUUAGUACACCUUGUUCAUUUUGUUACUAUUUUAAACACACAAGUUGCCAAAUGUCUAGAUAACACACCGCUGUAAGGAUACUCCAACUCUCUAUUGUUUACAGAGAUACUUUGUUUAUAUUGUUUGGGCCGACGUAGCAAUAAAGAUAGAUUGAAUGCGAGUCAAUAGACUGGAAAAUGAGCACCUUGAAAAGGUUCUAUUGCAGGGAUUUGGUGUCAGACCGCAUCAAAUGACUUCAAAGAGUGGAAUUAUGUUUUUUUGGCCGUCUCCGCUGAGAGACGGCCUUACAGUGUAUUUAUCCACGGGGACUGCAGCCUGAAUGGUGCCUUCAUUUGUCAAAGAGGGCACCGGGGAGACAUUUCCACCGCCUUUAAUGAGGGAACAAAACUAUGAUUGUACUAAUAUUUUAAUGCAAAUAAAUGUUUUAUAAUGUAUGUCGCUGCUUGACUUGGUGUUCCCUGCCAUCCAAGACACACAAGCUCAUAUGAGAGGUAGGCUCUCUUUUUCUCUUUACGCACACAAACAAAAACACACUCCCUUUUUCCCCUUGCUCAUCCUUGUGAAGUCUCCUUGUGCAUGGAUGUCAAUUUAAAGAUCCACAAAUGACCUUUUCUCCUUAUAUCUCCAGAAAAAGAUGAUGAUUACUUUGUGCUGUGCCAUCAUUGGGAUCGUCGGGUUCUCAUACCUCUACAGUUUCUUCUCAUAAAAGGUAAAACCCUUUGCAUCAACAUCAAACAUGAAAAAUGUUGGCCCCUUUGCAUGUUUCAAUGCAUGAUUGUCUUUUUGUGUGGUGUUUUUUUUUUUCCAAGAUUUGUCCAAAAAUGUUUCCUCAGACUUGAUCUUCGACUGAAACGUUCAAUUGUAUCCUUGCCUGGUUCUGUACUUCCUUCUUUCUGUGUUGUUAGACUUUCAAUCAUAGUUUUAUUGCUGUAUCAAGUGCGUCAUACAUGUGCAUUGCUUUUCUCACUGCAUCGCCCCCUGGUGGUCAUUUUAAAGAAGCUUUCUAGUCCGAUAAUAAGCUUAUACAAGACUGACUUUUCUGACGGAGCAAAUAUAAUCUGUGUGAUUUUUGUGGUGUGUAUGUGUUAAAAAUGCUUGUAAUUAUGUUUUGUAUGUGUGUCAUGAGUUCCCUGGUUGCGUGUCAACCCAGAAAAGCUUGUUAUGUAAUAAUAAACUAUAGCUGUGCGUUGUACCACCUGGCGUCAUUUCUUCUCACUAAAUCCUCAUUUUUCCCCCCACACAACCGCUGUGGCAGAGUUGCCGUGUUUAGGGGGCACAUGAACGUAGUGGAACGUCAAACUCGGAAGUAUUUUUCAUCAUUUGAAGCCUCGUCUUCUUGCUUGCAAGAAGUAGCACACCCGGUCAGUCAUAACAGGGGAGGCGGAGUGCAGAAAAUAGUGCGCUCGAUUUAUAUCACCACG